Molecule: messenger RNA, 1923 nt
Organism: Impatiens glandulifera
Lineage: Eukaryota; Viridiplantae; Streptophyta; Magnoliopsida; Ericales; Balsaminaceae
Product: probable polyamine transporter At1g31830
Exons: 2
Coding region: 21-1697 (558 amino acids)
Biological process (GO): transmembrane transport
Cellular component (GO): membrane
Molecular function (GO): transmembrane transporter activity
Source: RefSeq, a predicted model, not a curated record
AUCUCGAUUAACAACUAGCCAUGACUUCCGCCGCCGCCGCCGCCGCCGCCGACUCGGAUUCCGGCGCUCGACAUGUAACCUCCGGUUCGGUAUCCGAAGCAACAGAUCCAGCCGGACCAGCCGCUCAAGGUACUACAACCUCUACUAAAUCCGAAUCCGAAGCAACAGAUCUAUCCACCGCUCAACCGUCCUCCGCCGACCAGACCGAUGAAAACGCCGGCGAAAAUGAAAAGCUAAUGCAGAAAUUGAGGCACACAAGCAGUAGUAGGGAAACUCCAAACAAUAUGGAAGAAUAUGCUCACGCAUCAUACGUUGGGAUCGGAGAAUCAACACGAUCACCUCAUUCCCACAAUGCAGCAAAAGUGACUGUUUUACCCCUCAUAUUCCUUAUUUUCUACGAAGUCUCCGGCGGUCCCUUUGGGGUUGAGGAUACUGUUGGGGCAGCUGGCCCUCUCCUUGCCUUAAUCGGUUUCUUAGUCUUCCCCUUCAUAUGGAGCGUGCCAGAAGCUCUAAUAACUGCUGAAUUGGGCACCAUGUUCCCUGAAGACGGCGGUUAUGUCGUUUGGGUUUCAUCGGCUCUAGGCCCGUUUUGGGGUUUUCAACAGGGUUGGAUGAAAUGGCUUAGUGGAGUAAUUGAUAACGCUCUAUACCCGGUUUUGUUCCUUGAUUAUUUGAAAUCAGGAAUCCCGGUUCUUGCUAGCGGUUAUCCUAGGACUCUAGCGGUUUGGGGUUUGACUGCGGUUCUCACCUUCAUGAACUAUCGGGGUUUAACAAUCGUUGGUUGGGUUGCUGUUCUCAUGGGAUCGAUUUCGUUGCUUCCGUUUGUAGUUAUGAUGUUCAUCUCGAUCCCGAAGUUGAAACCUGAGAGAUGGUUAUUGAUCGAUAUCGAUAACGUUAAUUGGAGUUUAUACCUCAAUACCCUCUUUUGGAAUUUGAAUUAUUGGGAUUCGAUAAGUACUUUGGGAGGGGAGAUUCGAAAUCCUAAGAAGAAUUUACCUCGCGCGCUUUUCUUUGCGUUGAUAUUAGUGGUGUGUUCAUAUUUCUUCCCGAUACUAUGUGGGACCGGUGCGAUUGCGGUCGAUCGCGAUGUUUGGACUGACGGUUAUUUCUCCGACGUCGCGAAAAUACUAGGAGGGGCUUGGUUGAGUUGGUGGGUGCAAGGAUCAGCCGCGAUGUCGAACAUGGGAAUGUUUGUGGCCGAAAUGAGCGGAGACUCGUUUCAGCUUUUGGGUAUGGCCGAAAGAGGUUUGUUACCAGAGUUCUUUGCGAAGCGUUCGCGAUACGGGACACCUUUGAUCGGGAUCUUGUUUUCGGCAUCAGGUGUGAUUUUGCUAUCUUGGUUGAGUUUUCAGGAGAUUGUGGCUGCGGAGAAUUUCUUGUACUGUUUCGGGAUGUUUUUGGAGUUUAUAUCGUUCAUACGUCUACGGAUUAAGCAUCCAAAUCUGGCUCGACCUUAUAAGAUUCCAGGGGGGACGGUUGUGGCGGUUAUGAUUUGUAUUCCUCCGACGGUUUUGAUCUGUAUCGUUUUGGCUUUGUCGUCUCUUAAGGUUUUCGUUGUUAGUACUGUUGCAAUUAUUGUUGGAUUGAUUAUUCAUCCUUGUUUGAAGUUUGUGGAGAAGAAGAAGUGGGUUAAGUUUUCGAUUAGGGAGGAUCUUCCUGAUCUUCCCGGGGAGAGUUCCGAAUCGUUGAUUCGAUGAGUUCUCGAUUGAAUGGAAGUAAUGACACGACAUGAUAAGUAAAAUUGUUGUUGUUUUCAAGAGAGUUCGUGCAUGUAUAUGGUUAGAUGAAAAUGGAUUCGUUUUUUCUUAUGGAUUUUGUUUGAUUUGGUCACAAUUGUAGUAUUAUUAACAGUUAAAUGACCUUUUCCGAAAAGAUGUUUUAAACUUUUGGAUCAAAUGUUUAGUGUAAUGAGUAUAUUUUAAG